AUGAAUGGAAUACCUGCCUACGAGGGGGCUCUGGAUGAGUCCCAGGUUAUGGGGCAGCUGCCUGGUGAGAUCGUUGGACUCAUCCGCUCUGCCUCUGGGACUCAAUACCUGAACGCGCUUGCGCUGGGCGCUCUCCAACCGGGCUGCACCGAGACCUUUUUCAACUUGUACCAGCCGAUAUUCGUUGAUCUGGCCGCUCGAUGGCUCAUCUCGGAUGCCCAUACGAACCAGGCGGGUGUACUUGCAGCAUUUUCCCGGGUGUUACCGUUUGCACCACAUCUGCGAUCCUUUGCGAGACAAUAUGCGCUAUCCCGAGCGGGACCUCUGUCUGCAUUGGUGGGGUCGAAGGAGUUAGAAAUUCUACAGCUUGAUGAUGAUACCCUCCAUGUGUUGCUUUUGGCGCUCUUUAGGCUUUUCUCCUACGAUCUCGAAACGUUUUCUGCCUCGGUGUCACCGCUUCAACUGCAGGCUCUCUUCCGACACCAUGAUCGAUCCAUACGAUACCUGGCGGUACGAUGCUUCGCCUUCUAUAUGCAUGCUGCCGACGCUGCGACGGAAAAGAUGGUCCUGAAAAAUGUGGGGGACGAACCGAUCUUUGCGGAAUGGGAAGGCAUUACAAUCGAUUAUCGGUUCCUGGGUCUGUGGGAAGAACGCCGAUGGGAUGCCCUGGAAGCAAAGUUUCGUCGUAAUAGAUUGUCUUGGUCAGAACCAGAGGUUUUGUCUCAAGCCGAGAAUUUGAAAGAAUAUUUCACCAGUCGAACAGCCGAGAUUUGCGGUGUCCUCAUCCCAAGACUGAAAGAUACCGUCCGGUUUACGUCCUCUAUUGUCAAGACCCCCACCACCGUCGGUAAUCUUCGGAAGAUUGCGACCUCGCUUCUCAGUUCUGAGCCUAUAUUGCUAGUGGGUUUGCCGAAUUCGGGGAAAACGUCGCUGGUCAACGACAUUGCUUCGGCAAUGGGGCAGGCGGAAUCUUUGGUCACUCUUCAUUUGAAUGAACAGACUGACGCGAAGAGCUUGCUGGGAAUGUAUGCAACAUCCCCUGGUACGGGCUCUUUUGCCUGGCAACCAGGUGUAUUGACCAAGGCUGCAAGAGAAGGCCGCUGGGUGUUAAUCGAGGACUUGGAUCGGGCUCCGUCCGAAGUCAUGGGCCUGAUCCUUCCCAUCAUUGAGAAGGGCGAAUUGACUAUAGCCAGCAGGAAGGAGCGUAUCAAGUGUGCCGAUGGCUUUAAGAUCAUCGCCACCAUGAAAUCAUCAUACAACAUCGCAGGCGAAGAAAUCGGCCCAAGCACUACCAUGUUGGGAAGCAGACUUUGGAGAAGGGUGCAGGUUAAUCCCCUGUCUACCACUGAGGUGCGAGACGUGAUUACGCAAAGAUAUCCUUUGCUCGAAUCUCGGGUCCCCUUGAUCAUGGAUGUAUACCAGAGAGUCUGCGCGUCGUUUCACGGAAGUUUAGCCAUCAAAAGCUCCCAGGGUAGGACUCCAGGGUUCCGCGACCUCAUCAAACUAUGCAGUCGUCUGCAUAGACGAAUCGAACGCCUCGGUGCCAAGACUGGAUAUGAGGCUACCCCAGAGGGUACUGAAGACGAAAUCUUCCUGGACGUGGUGGACAUCUUCCUCAAGUAUCUGCCUGAAAGGUCCUUGCAGAACUCGCUUGCUGCCGUGGUUGCGGAAGCCUUACAGUUGUCGCCUCAAAGGGCACAGUUCUGCCUCCACGAACGAACGCCCACGUUUUCCGAUCAAGGGAAUACGAUCGCAAUUGGAAGAGAGACUUGCCAGAAGAUUCGAGUACCGAGUGGCUCAGCACAAAAGCGUGCCGGUGCUUCUUCCCGAUUUGCUUCAACAAGAGCAGCUCUCAAGAUCAUGGAGCAGGUCGGUGCCGCUGUACAAAUGGCUGAACCAGUGCUUCUUGUGGGUGAAACAGGUAUUGGCAAAACAACAGUAAUUCAACAGCUAGCCACUCUGAUGCGACAGAAGUUGACGGUGGUCAAUCUGUCCCAACAAAGUGAGAGUACCGAUCUUCUUGGCGGUUUCAAGCCGGUCAACAUCCGUACAAUGGCCGUUCCAAUGCUCGAUGAAUUUAACCAACUCUUCGAGCUUACGUUCUCCGCAAAAAAGAACCAGAAAUUCCUGUCUUCUGUCGCGAAAAGCGCCACCGCGGGCAAUUGGGUACGUCUGGUCACUUUAUGGCAUGAAGCUGUUCGUCUGGCGAACGGUGUGUUCAAGCCUAGCCCGCCUGCAAGCGCUGGUAGCGAGGAGCAGCCAUCUAAGAAGAGAAAACUUGACUCUCCUAAAUAUCAGCAUCUACGACAAAGAUGGGAAGCUUUCGCAGCCCAGCUCGGCGAGUUUGAGGUUCAAGUAUCCCAAGGCGACGCAAAGUUCGCUUUUGCCUUCGUCCAGGGAAAGAUUGUCCGGGCCUUGAGAAAUGGAGAAUGGGUGUUACUCGAUGAAAUUAACCUUGCCUCACCUGAUACCCUGGAAAAUAUCGCUAGUCUUCUACACCAUGGUACCGAAGGGUCUCCUUCUGUCUUGCUCUCCGAAGCCGGUGAUGUUGAAAGGGUGUUUGGCCAUCCAGACUUUCGCAUUUUCGGAGCCAUGAACCCUGCAACUGAUGCUGGUAAAAGGGAUCUGCCACCUGGGCUUCGCUCUCGCUUCACCGAACUUUAUGUGCCUUCUCCUGAUACUGAUUUGGAUGACUUGUUAGCACUCAUCAAGACGUAUCUUGGUGACCUGGCGAUCAGUGAUCUCCGAGCGGCGCCGGACCUUGGCCAACUGUACAUGGAAGUCAAGAAGCUCAGUAACGAGAACAAGCUCACUGAUGGAGCUGGUCAACGACCACACUUCAGCAUACGCACGUUGGUCCGUACCUUGAUCUAUGUUAUUGACCAUGCCCACAUUUACGGUUUGCGUCGGGCAAUUUAUGAAGGGUUCUCCAUGAGUUUCCUCACCGUUCUCGGCCAAGAGUCAGAGCAGUUGUUACUUCCUCUCCUCGAAAGACAAAUAUUUGGAAAUGCAAAGAAUGCGAGAUCUCUUCUUGGCCAGACCCCCAAGCCCCCGACCGAUGGAAAUACAUAUGUGCAGUUUAAGCAUUACUGGAUGAGGCAAGGCCCUUUAAGCCCUGAGGAGCAACCGCACUAUAUUGUGACUCCUUUUAUUGAGAAGAAUCUCAAGAAUCUCGUUAGAGCGAGUUCAACGCGGCGAUUUCCCGUGCUUUUACAAGGGCCAACCUCUGCAGGAAAGACCAGCAUGAUUGAGUACCUCGCCAAAGUCUCCGGCAACAAGUUCGUUCGUAUCAAUAAUCACGAACAUACCGAUCUGCAAGAAUACUUGGGUUCCUAUGUGUCCGCUGACGACGGUACUCUGCGAUACCAAGAAGGCAUCAUGGUUGAAGCUCUCCGAAACGGAUAUUGGAUUGUCCUGGACGAACUCAACUUGGCCCCCUCAGAUGUCCUGGAAGCAUUGAAUCGCCUUUUAGACGAUAAUCGGGAACUUUUUAUCCCAGAAACGCAGGAGGUCGUCCAUCCGCAUCCCAACUUCAUGCUAUUUGCAACCCAGAACCCCGCUGGUCUUUACGGUGGACGAAAGGUUCUUUCUCGUGCUUUCCGCAACCGUUUUCUCGAGCUGCAUUUCGACGAUAUCCCGGAAAGCGAGCUGGAAUUCAUUCUGAAAGAGCGGUCACAAAUUGCACCCUCAUUUUGCUCAAGAAUAGUGGCUGUAUAUCGGAAGUUAUCAUUGUUGCGCCAGUCAAAUCGACUGUUCGAGCAGAAGAACAGCUUUGCAACCCUACGUGACCUUUUCAGAUGGGCCCUUCGGCCAGCUGACGACAGAGAACAACUUGCCAUCAAUGGGUUUAUGCUGCUGGCUGAGCGUGUUCGUAAUCCUCAGGAACGUGCAGCUGUUAAGGGAGUGAUCGAAGAAGUUAUGAGGCUCCGUAUCGACGAAGAGGCCAUCUACAGCCUUUCUCAGUUGGAGAAGGUUUCCUCCAGUCUGAAACAGUUACCGCCUAAUAUUGUUUGGACAAAGGCCAUGAGGCGUCUUUUUGUUCUCGUGUCAAGGGCGCUGGAAAACAACGAGCCUGUUCUCCUUGUAGGAGAAACUGGUUGCGGCAAGACUCAGCUUUGUCAGGCAGUUGCUGAGGUUUUUGGACGAGAGCUCUUCAUCGUGAACGCGCAUGUCAACCUGGAGACCGGGGAUCUGAUCGGUGCUCAAAGACCUAUCAGAAACAGGGCAGGACUUGAGAAGAAACUCCUGGAUGACUUGACGAAAGUGCUUGGAGACGGAAUGCACGACCAAGGCUCACUUGAAGAGUUAACCCAAGCCUUCCAGUCCUUGUCAAAGGAAACCCUUGAGUCGUUUGACGCCGCUCUCGUACAGAAAAUCCAGAAGAACAUUGCGCGUUCCAAUGCCCUGUUUGAAUGGUCUGACGGAAGUCUCAUCACUGCCAUGAAGACUGGACAGUUCUUUCUUUUGGAUGAAGUAUCUCUGGCCGAUGACUCGGUUCUAGAGAGACUAAACAGCGUCUUGGAGCCGCACAGGUCAAUUUUGCUUGCGGAGAAAGGCCCUAUUGAUUCCAUGGUCGUGGCUGAUGAGGGCUUCCAAUUCCUUUCGACUAUGAAUCCUGGAGGCGACUAUGGAAAGCGAGAACUCUCUGCGGCCCUCAGGAACAGAAUGACUGAGAUUUGGGCACCGCAGCUAUCUGAAGACGAAGAUAUCUUGCCUAUCCUGAGCAUGAAGCUUGAAUUGAGCCUCGAGAAUCUCCCAAAGACAAUGCUUCAAUUCGCCAAGUGGUUCAAAGAAACAUUCCAACCCUCGUCGAUCAGUUCUCUUUCAAUCCGUGACCUGCUCGGCUGGGUGGAUUUCAUCAACAAAUGCCACGGUUCGGAUCCCAUAUUUGCCGUCGUGCACGGUGCCGCGAUGGUGUUUAUCGAUACCUUGGGGGCAAAUCCUGCUGCAAUGCUUGCAGUGGCACUUCAUGACCUCGAGGGAAACCGUGCAUUGUGUCUUAAGAAGCUGGGUGAACUGUUCCAGGUCGAUGCUGCGGGAAUCUACAUGCAGACAUCAACCGUUUCAAUCGACAACGGUGCCCUGCGCGUGGGCCCUUUCUCCCUUCCCAUGAAUGGUGAUGCGAUGCCCGAUCCCCAGUUCAUCAUGGAUGCGCCCACUACUAUCGCCAAUUCGGUCAGGAUUGCGCGUGGGUUACAGUCGUCAAAGCCAAUUCUUCUCGAGGGAAGCCCCGGCGUAGGCAAAACCACACUCGUCACAGCGCUCGCCAGAGCUCUUGGAAAGCCGCUGACUAGAAUCAACCUCUCAGAGCAAACAGAUCUCAGCGAUCUUUUUGGCUCAGAUGUUCCCGUUGAAGGAGGCGAUGUCGGCCAAUUUGCCUGGCGAGAUGCCCCGUACCUACAAGCAAUGCAACGCGGUGACUGGGUCCUGCUCGACGAGAUGAAUCUGGCUUCUCAAUCCGUUCUUGAAGGUCUGAACUCCUGUCUGGAUCAUCGCCAGCAGGUCUACAUUGCCGAGCUUGAUCAAACAUUCAAGAGACACCCAGACUUUGUUCUCUUUGCUGCACAGAAUCCCCAUCAUCAAGGAGGAGGAAGGAAGGGUCUUCCUGCAUCAUUUGUCAACCGUUUCACCGUUGUAUAUGCUGACAGCUUCACAGACGUCGAUUUGAAGAAGAUCUGCACGCGACUUUUCCCUGGUAGCCCCUCGGAGCAAACUGCCGGACUGGUUGACUUCAUUUCGACGCUGAACAAAGCUAUUGUCCAAGAACGGCGUCUAGGCGCGAUUGGUGGCCCUUGGGAGGUAAACUUGCGAGACAUCCAACGGUGGUUGCAGUUGGCAGACCGUGGAAGCUUGCAAAUACCCACCAAGAAUUUCCUUGACAUUGUAAUAUCCCAACGAUUCAGAAGCGCAGAAGAUCGCUCUCUGGUCACCCAGUUGUACCAGCGCAUCUUCCGAGAUACGACGAGUGAUGCAAGAAAUCUCUACCACAACCUCACACCUCAAUACUUUCAAGUUGGAUUGGGUGUCUUGAACAGAGACCCGGUACUACAGAGAUCUUCGGACGCCCAUAUGAGGGUUGUUCCAAAGGAUUUAUCAGUCCUUGAGUCCCUCAUCCUGUGCAUAGAGCAAUCAUGGCCAAGUAUUCUAGUUGGGCCAUCGGGGUGCGGCAAGACAACAUUGAUUCGAAAACUUGCUGCCGUUGGCGGUGCUCAUUUGAUCGAGUUAGCCUUGAGUGCGGAAACCGAUACCAUGGACCUGAUCGGUGGGUUUGAGCAAAUGGACAUCAAGAGGGAAAUUGAGUCUCUAGUCCAAGACCUCGCUCUGUUUCUCCAACGUCACGCCAUCAUGGCGCACUCAUCAGGAGAAGAGGCAUCUGCCGUUGCGGUCUUUCUUGAAGUCUACGAGGUUAUCAAGAGUCAAGAUGUCUCUUUACGCACUAUUUUCUCGGCACUUUCCACACUGAGUCAAUCAUACGCGAGCCCAGAUAUGGAUAUUCUCCUUACUCGAGCCCGCCAGCUGCUCGAAUCCUCGGAGCGCACGGAGACGAUGAGGGUUGGGUUUGAGUGGACGGAGGGUGUGCUCACGCAGGCCGUACAAAAUGGAUACUGGGUUGUUCUUGACAAUGCGAACCUGUGCAAUCCGUCGGUUCUUGACAGAUUGAAUUCCCUGACUGAGCCAAAUGGCACGCUUAUCCUGAAUGAGCAGCGGACAGAGGAUGGGUCGGCCCGAGUUAUCAAACCUCACCCUGACUUCAGGCUUUUCCUGACCAUGGACCCUCGUCAUGGAGAACUGUCCCGCGCAAUGCGGAACAGAUGUAUAGAGAUCUGUUUCCUGCCUCAGGAAGCCGAUCAUCACAAUUACCAGCCGGGACCAUCCUAUUCUUCUGAAUCGUUCCUCUAUCGACUGAGAUCGAUCUGGGAAUUCAACUCGGACGCCGCAAAUGAGAACUUGAAGGAUUCCUUCUCGGUACAUCUGGAUCAUCUCUCUACCACAGAUUUGAUCUGUCUGCAGAAUUCUUUGAGCUUUUCCAAGUCCAGUGCCCUUCAUGUGCUACACCAAGAAUCCCUUCUGCCUGUCCUCGAUCGGUACAUCUCCGUUGCGCAAGAAAACACUCAAAGGCAGCCUUUUGAUUGCAUCCAAAAUGAGGUUGUAUUGGGAGGCGCCACACUGAGUGUUGGAGGACCCCUGCAGCCCAUCCAUCCGUUGGUCAACGAGCCACUCGGUUCAAUCGUUGGAACUGGCGAUGUUCAAACCCAACUUGUGAUCCUCGCCUAUCUACAAGAAAUCAAGAUUGAUCUUUACUACUUGAAGCAAGACUUGGAACGCGCCGAUCAAUCUGCAAAGCUCCUCAAGCCGAGCCAGAUGACACGCAUAGAACGUUCCCUUGCCUCAAAGAGAAUACCUGCGCUGAUGAAGGAUUCCACGCAACCUGUGGGCCAGUUUAUUGCCGAUUGUGGUCAAGCACUUUAUAACUUCAUCCAGAGUUUGGAUCAAGGUGCUCCCCGCGUCCCUGAGAUGGUGUCAUCGCUCCGGGCCAUAAUGAGCUUCUGCUGGGACAUCUACAAGGCGACAGAAGUGCAGUCUGUGAAUGAAGGCGAAUUUCAGAUAUAUCUGCAGAUUGGCCGAGAGUUAUGCGCCUCUUUGACCGAAUCUUUGCCCAUUCUUGCCCCUUUAGCUGCUGUCCUGUACCAGGCCCUUAAACUCUUCCACGCAGGCUGGACAUUGACCACAGGACUUAGCAUGCAAAGGAUGUGGGAAUCAUGGAGGCCAGCAACACCGUCUACUCAAGAGCAACUCAAAGCUCUGAUGGACCUCGAAUCCAUUGUAUCUGAAUUUGCGGCCUCUGCCUUGAAUUCUCGCCUCAAACUGCCUCAGCUAGGUCAACUGCGGAAUUCUCUAAUUGACGCACAGCGGGCAAUCCUCCUCGAUGGAGCUGACGGAAACGUUCUCGUUCCAAUGCUCAAACAGGCUGUCACUGAAUUGAAGGACGCGGUACGCAGUUUUGAUCUCACACAGACACCGUACUUCUCCAGCAGUUUCGAGUUGCUUUGUCAAUUUCAAGAUAUUCCAGCCCUUUGGCGAGUUUCCGGUACUAGUGACGAUUCCAUCGAGACAACUUUACCGCUGCUGGCGAGUCGGCGAGCUCAGCCUAUCGACACAUCCAAAUUACAGGCGGAAAUCCCAGAUCUUCUUCAUCGGCUUUCGCUGUUUGCUGGUUAUGGCUCUCCGUUCAAAAUUGCACCAGCCAUCAGUGGCACGUUUUCUCUUUCUUUACUGGACAAACUCACAUCCAUAAAUGCCGCGACUCUGGGACAGAUGGAAAUGCUCGAAGUCGAGAAAGAAAUUCUAGCCCGGGCAUUGUCCUCGAGUACCGAUCAGGCUUCCGUGAACCAGACCGCUGCUCUUAGACGACUGUUGGCGAAACUGGCGAAAGAAUUGCUCGUGUGCCAUGGAGACCUUCUGGAUGCCCCUGCUCUAAAGAAUAUGAUCGCCGUGUUGGAGACAAUUGAGCAACAGGGUUCACACGAGGGACAGCCGGCCUUUGAUCUCAGAAUGGAAGCUUCCCUCCCCGCUGAUCAUUACUUCAGCACUUCAACCUCAACGACUUUGGCCAGAUUCAUUAACUUCUUGACAGCGGAUGCCCAUGAUCUUGAGGGACAGGUUCAAUCGGUUGGCAUGGCUGCAGUUCAACUAGCAAGCAUCUUCCUUCGUCUAUUCGUGCCCGACAAACCUUUCGAUCCCUCUCUGGCCUUGGUGGUUCAAAGGAAACGACAUGGCGCACGUGUUUCUGAGCUUGAAAUGAAGUCACAGACGAUCUCGUCAUUUGAGCUGGAAUUCACUGGAAAUCCGACAAACCUUCGCCACAAAUUGGUACAAGAUGAGCUGCGUGAGCUUGGUGUUGCACCUCCCCCUACGACAGUCACUCGGCCAGCAGAGUCCGACAUCGGUCUUCUCCAAGCAGAGUUCUCUAACUUGAUUAACUCCGUCCUUGAAAGACGCCCUGAAACGAUGGUUCUAUCUGUCAAAGACAAUGACCAACACCGAGGAGAAUUGAAUCUCAUGCGUGACAAUAUCCACCAGUUGAGCCAACGCUUGAGCAAGAACUACCGGUCAUAUGAUGAUAUCACGACUCCCGUUGUUCGCUUCCUUCAGAUGCUCGAUUUCGGCAUUUUUCUGGCCUCGAGCCGAGUCCCCGAAUCUACGGAAUUGCAAAUCGUGCGAGCGGUCAGUGAGACGACGCCUUUCCUCGGGAGCAAGAUGCGUCCUACUUCAGAUCGCCUCAUUCACAAACUCUCGUUUAAUUCAAGGUAUUUCGUGGACGUGAGAUUCCAGGAACUAUCCGCUCUUGAAGUGGCGCAGAGUGUUGAUUCGACCUAUUUGCGCACUCGUGAUGGCCGUGAUUCACUCAGAAAGAUCCUUGAGGAUUUCCAUCAGCUGUGGAAAACCCAGCUGACCGAGGACCAAGAAGAUGAGGCGAAGAAGUCCGAGAUGUAUCGCUACAGGGGCUCCUGGGAAGACAGUGAGGAUGUUAACGAACAAGAACUACAGCAGCUCUUCCCUACGUACGAAGAAGAGGUAGCCGAAGACGAUUGCGAGAAAGCUCGUAUUGACCCAAGGGCUAUUUCAAUUCGUCUUGCCGCUCUUCAAUCCAAACUUUUUGCGCCCGAAAAUAGCGAAGCUACCCUGUCCAAAUUUGUCAAGCAAUCAGCUUUACUCCUUGGCUCCAUUUGGUCGAAAGGGGCUGCAUCGGUCUCACCGGUACAGCCAAAGGAGCAUCUCCCUGGAGUAUUAAUGAUUCUUGAGAAUGCUUUAGCGGAAGGUGAUUCGGAAUCCAGGCAGAAUUACAACUUCUACACCGAUGCCAAUCCUGCCGAAGCCAAGAAGCUUGUAUCGCUGACGCACUCUGUCAUGGCACGCUUCAUUCAACUUCAGAAAGCCUGGCCAGAACACGCUGUGAUACAAGACGUUAUCGCAUGCUGCAAAGAGAUCCUACAGUUCAGGCACGCAGAGCCUGUCGCCAAAUUCAUCACGAAGAUCGAGAAGCUUCACGCACUGGUACACGAGUGGCAGCUUGUGGCCAGCAAGGAAUACUCUGCAGCUUCUCUUUACGAUGAGAUUACAAGCCUGACAAUCAGCUGGCGACGCCUUGAACUAUCAACUUGGGCAAGGCUCUUGGAUAUCGAGAACGAGAAAUGCAAUGAGGACGUGAGUUCCUGGUGGUUCAUUGCCUACGAAGCAAUCUUUGCGGCUCCGAUCCAAAUGGCCGCCUCUGGCCAGGAGGAUAUGAGCGAUCAUAUCCAGGAAACUAUCUCGACCCUUGAACAGUUCUUUAUGUCGACAACUAUCGGCCAAUUCAAGCGGAGAAUGCAGCUUGUAUCUGAUUUUCGGUCACUGCUCCAUGUCUACGUGGCGGACUUCCCGGCCUUGAACCAACUUGCCUCUGCACUAGGCAAUUUCCUUCAACACCUCAAACCAUUCGAGCCCGCCGUAGGUAAGCUUCUCUCUGACAAACGGUCGGCGUUGGAGAAAGACAUCAAGGAGCAGAUCCAGCUGGCAAGUUGGAGAGACACAAACAUUGUUGCUCUGAAGGAAAGUGCCAGACGUUCGCACCACAAACUGUUCAAGGUCGUUCGGAAAUACCGUGAAAUUCUGGCCCAGUCGGCUCAGUCUUUGCUUCAGCAAGGGAUGCCAGAACCCAGCGACGAGGAGUCCAAUGUGCUCGCACAUCAAGAGUUUCCUCUCCCGACAGCUCUCAUCCCUGAAGCAUUGGCCUUUUGCCAGGAUAAUUCCGGUCUUUGGGAGCAGAGAGCACCCCGGUUCAAGAACUCGGAUAGUACAGCCAAGAACAUGGGAGCCUUAUACGAGUCUCUAUCCAACGAGUUCGAUAUCUCUGAGGAAUUGAAUGAAUUCAUGACAUUUGUCAUCGACAGCAUCAAGGAGUUCAAGUCUCAGACUCCAAAGACUCUGACCGAGGAGAAUAAAGACGACGUUCAACAUUUGAAGACCCAAAAACGUCGUUUCUAUGCUGAAGUGCUUCGCCAAUUGCUCGAGAUGGGUGUUAAGCGAAAUGUCGGCGUCAGUCUGAUUGAGAAACAAUCCUCUGUUGCCCAGGUUCUGGCUACUCUUCCAGCAUCCGAUCUGGCUGCUUCGACUUUCCAGCUCACCAAAAGUGCCGACUGUUACUUCCACAGGUUCUUGGACCUCGUGCCCCGUGCCCGUCAAGCGUCACGAAAUUACUCUGAAGAACUUAGCAACGUUGAAGUGUUCCGAAGUAUCAGUUCAGUCGAAUACCUGCUUUUCAUCGCCCGCAAACAAAGAGAGCUCAUCUUCCCUUCGCUUCUGGAACUGGAAUCCCUCAAAUCAACGCUCGCGCAGAUCUCAAGUCUUUGGGCCUCUAAGCCCAUGCCAAUCACCGAAACUUCCGCUACAAAUCUGGGUGACAAAGAGGCCAUGUCUUACACAGUGGCUUGGCUGAUCCCAAUCCUCGGCCUAGCUGCGUCAAUCAUUGAAGUCCAUACCAAAUUUGGUGGAAAAGAUGCUUCGCCAAUCUCCAGAGGCUUGCGGACGUGGAAGGAUAACCUUUCCCAUCACAACCAGCUCCUACAAACCCUGCCCAAGAUUCCUUCUGGCGUCACUUCUCAGCUUCACCUGGACGUUCUCUCGAACGCUAACUCUUGCCUGGGUGAACUACGCACGGAUCUGUUGUCCUGGAACCAGUCGCGCCCCGAACUUGCUUUCGCUUUGGAUCAAAUCAUACCGUGGAUUGAUAACACCUUAUUGGCAUCUUAUGACAAGUCUGUCGAAAAAAGUGUGCCACUUGAGGCCUUUGACAAAUCUCUUCUGUCCGCGGUCGACAAGAUGCUUGUCGGAAUGCAGAACAUUAACAAGGUCUCAUCUGCAAUGGAGAGCACCGGACUGCUUUCCCGAAGUGACGAUUUCUUCACGCGAACAAUCAAAGCCAGUCGAUUGUCCGAAAUCAACAGGUCCAUCCAGUCUGUUCUUGUACAGCUCCAGAACCUGGAAACAAAUUCUAGUCUGUCUAUCGCCUCGGCUCUGUUGGCCAGUGUUUUGCCGAUUACGAACACCUACUAUGCUAUCUGCAAAGGUCUGAUCGAAAGAUUCAUGAGUGUCCACCGAGAAUCCUGCAAGAUGUCAUAUAUUCUCGCAAAGUCCUUCACGCAGGUCGCUUCCGAGGGCUUUUGCAGUCCAGCCGAGGCCUCCACCGAAGAAAAUAAUUCGGGAAAGAUGGAGAGCGGCACAGGCCUGGGUGAAGGUGAGGGUGCUGAAGAUAUUAGCAAAGACAUUGGCGAUGACGAAGACUUGUCUGAGCUUGCGCAAGAGAAGAACGAGAACCCGAAUGACGAAAUGGACGAUUCUGCCGAUGCAGUGAACAUGGACCAGGAAGACCUCCAAGCGGACACCACUGAUCAGAAAGAAGGAGAAGAAAAAGAGGACGAGAGCGGUGAAGAAGAAGGCGAAGAGGAUAUCGACGAUGAAGUUGGUAGUGUCAAUGACCUUGAUCCGGGCGCAGUCGAUGAGAAGAUGUGGGACGGUGCCAAUGAUGAUAAGCAGAAAGAGACCGAGAAUGAAGAAGGCAAGGGAGUCUCCGAAGCCGAUGAUCAAACAGCGGCUCAAGAACAGAAGAAGGACCAAGAGAAGAAAGAAGGGGACGGUGACGAAGAAAAUGACGAGGAAGAGAGUGAAGAGGAGGCUCCUGAGGAUGAAGGCGAGGCUGUCGGACGCGAAGAAAUGGAUGUGACGGAUCCUCAUACCAAGGAGGAAGAAACGCUCGAUCUCCCGGAGGAAAUGCAGCUGGAUGGUGAUGAAAAGGAGGGUGAAGAUGCUGGUAGUGAUGAUGGUAUGGAUGGUAUGUCUGAUAUGGAGCCUGACCUUGGAGAUGAACAAGUCGAAGAGCAUGAGGAUAAACUCGAUCAACCCAUGGAGGAGCAUGAAGGAGGCGAAGAAGGGGAAGAAGGGGAAAAUGAGGAGGAGCCCACUGAAGGGCGCGCGGAUGAUGAAGAGGCUGAAGUGCCUGGUGAAGAUGAGCCUCAAGAACCUGAAGAGGAUCCAUUUUUAACGCAACAGGCCGAAGAUGAGGCUGCUGGAGAGGAGGCUGCUCCGAGCGAAGCUGUCACUGGUGGGCUUGCUGCUGAACAAGACCAGAGCAAUGAAAAAGGAACAUCUGGUGAUGCCCAGCAAGAAAGCGGCUCUACAGACCCGUCGUCAAAUACUGAGCAACAGACUGGUGCUGCGAAGGACAGUGAAGAAAGCAAACGGAGUCGAGACACUGGGGGUGCAGAUGAUAGCUCUCCAGAUGACCCUCAACUACAGGCAUUCAAGAAGAUGGGUGACAUACUCGAACAGUGGCACCGUAGACAGAAGGAGAUUUUGAAUGCCUCCCAUCAGGAAGAAGACUCCCAGCCUCUGCCACAGGAUACCGACAUGACCGACGCCGAUUUUGAACACCUGGCAGACCAAGACGACGCAGCAGAUACCCAGGCACUUGGUCAAGCCAGUGAGGAACAAGCUCAAGGCCUUGAUCAGAACAAGGGUGUCGAGUCAGACAUCAAGCCUGGUGAAAAUGAGAUCCUGCCUGAUAUUUCUGACGAGAACCAGGAUGCUGAGGCCAACCAAAUGGAAGAGGAGAUGCAAUUGGAUCGGGAUACGGUUCCAACAGACUUCCGAGGCGCAGGGGCAUUUAUCCCAGGCAGUUCCCAGGCCCAGGACCCGUCAAGGGACUUUAAUGGCCAUCAAGAUGUGGAUGAAGAAUUGGACGAGGUUGACCAGCAUCUCGCGGCCAUCCAUCUCUCAUCCACUCUCCCACCUCUCACCCCUGAAAUCGAGGCUCGACGACUUUGGUCCUUUUACGAGUCGGCCACAAACGACCUUUCUCUCUCGUUGACUGAACAGUUGCGCCUGAUUUUAGCACCUACUCUGGCUACGAAGCUCAGAGGCGAUUUCCGGACAGGAAAACGACUCAAUAUCAAACGCAUCAUUCCUUACAUUGCCUCUCAGUACAAGCGUGACAAGAUCUGGAUGCGGCGGUCGAUCCCCUCCAAGAGAAAUUACCAGAUUAUGCUCGCCGUUGACGACAGCAAGUCUAUGCUCGAAAGCGGGAGUGGCCAGCUAGCAUUCGAAACUCUUGCUCUUGUUGCGAAGAGUCUUAGCAUGCUGGAAGCAGGCGACCUCUGCGUCCUUGGCUUUGGCAGUGAGGAGCACGUACGAGUCGCGCACGGAUUCGGCAAGCCCUUCUCCUCCGAUGCAGGCAGCCAGGUGUUCCAGCAUUUCAGUUACCAGCAGACGGGCACCAAUGUGCGAAAACUCAUCGCCGACUCGAUUGCGCUGUUCCGCGAAGCUCGCUUCAAGCGCUCGCCAGGUGGUGGGAACGCCGACCUCUGGCAGCUAGAACUUAUCAUCUCCGAUGGAAUCUGCGAGGACCAUGAAACCAUCCGCCGUCUAGUCCGACAGGCGCAGGAAGAGCGGAUUAUGAUCGUUUUCAUCAUCGUCGACGCGGUCAAGGGCAGCUCCAUCUUGGACCUCACCCAGGCAAGCUUCGAGGCUGACCCUGCCAGCGGCUCAGGAGAGAUGAAGUUGAAGAUGAAGAGAUAUCUCGAAGGUUUCCCCUUCCCUUAUUACCUCGUUGUUCGUGAUGUUCGGGAGUUACCGGCGGUUCUAGCCACGGCGUUGAAGCAAUGGUUUGCUGAAGUUGUGGAUGUCUCAUCUUAA
This is a messenger RNA of Penicilliopsis zonata CBS 506.65, 14727 nucleotides long. RefSeq lists its product as hypothetical. Gene Ontology annotation, cellular component: preribosome, large subunit precursor; nucleus. The coding region runs from base 1 to 14727 and encodes 4908 amino acids. Gene Ontology annotation, molecular function: ATP binding; ATP hydrolysis activity. The transcript has a single exon. The record is from RefSeq and is a predicted model, not a curated record. Lineage: Eukaryota; Fungi; Ascomycota; Eurotiomycetes; Eurotiales; Aspergillaceae. Gene Ontology annotation, biological process: ribosomal large subunit assembly; rRNA processing.